Molecule: messenger RNA, 2773 nt
Organism: Mizuhopecten yessoensis (Yesso scallop)
Lineage: Eukaryota; Metazoa; Mollusca; Bivalvia; Pectinida; Pectinidae
Product: G-protein coupled receptor moody-like
Exons: 1
Coding region: 213-1247 (344 amino acids)
Biological process (GO): G protein-coupled receptor signaling pathway
Cellular component (GO): membrane
Molecular function (GO): G protein-coupled receptor activity
Source: RefSeq, a predicted model, not a curated record
GCUUUAAGUGUUCACCACUCAAUAUCACGUGUGACGUACAUUGUAGUUUAUUCUUAGUACUACAAUCUUUCAAAAAUUCCUAAGUAAUCAAUCAAAAUCAAAUUUUAUGAAUGAAAUCAUCAGCAUCAGACGACAAAUUGAAAGCAGUUAACAACAGCAACUUCUAAUGCAGCAGAACUAAGCAUUACCAUUUACUUUGGGUACGGUUAACAAUGGAGCAGACGACAGUUUUAAGUAGUUGGGAUAACUCAACAUCGAACGAGGAAAUAUCCACACGAACACUUCAUCAGGUAGGGGCCACAUUGAUUGCGACUUUGGGUUUUAUUGCCAAUACGCUCAUCUUGAUUGCCAUUUUGAAGGCGAAACUCUAUCGACAAAAUGUGAUAUUGUUUGUUCUCAAUUUGGUGAUAAACAACGCCUUGGUUUGUGUGACAAGUCUGCCGUAUAUCGCCGUCAUGGCGUUCAGCUAUUCUGGAGAGGUGAACCUGGCGCUAUGUCAAUUCAUGGGAUAUAUUACGUAUUCGAUCACGGCUUCUGAAUUAUUGGGACUCAAUCUUGUCGCUAUCAACCGAUAUUUCCUAAUCGUCCGGUACAGCACAUAUUUAGAGAUAUAUAACAAGAAGAAAAACAUCGCGAUCAUGAUAGCUGUCUCCUGGUUUGUGUACCCGAUACUGAUGGUGUUUCCUGCGACAAAUGUUUGGGGAAGUCUGUCAUAUGAUCGCUACAGGUUUUUCUGCCAUCCAUUCAAAGCCAAUGACAGCUUUGGGAAAUUUUUCGUCGGAUUUGCGUUGCUCACCACUGUUCCGUUGAUAAUCUUUGGAUAUAUAAGCAUUCUACCAAAAGUGUUUAAAACCAACCAACAGGUGAAUCAAACCCGGAGCAGAUCUGUGAUCACUAAAAGUACAGCCGACAGGCCUCGGAAACGGGAUGUUCGUCUGGUGUCCCUGGUUAUUGUACUGUUAAGUACAUUCUGUUUUAUGUAUUUACCAUUCGCCAUCAUGUCUAUCAUUGACCCCAACACGUCACUGUAUGACCCUAAAAUACAUAUCGGAUUUCUGUACGUUGCCUGGGCACAUUGUCUCGUGAACCCGUUAUUGUAUGCUGUCAUGAACCGUCAGAUCCGGCGGGCCACCAAAGACCUUUUCUUGGUACCAGGAGGCAAGGAUGCCGUGUCCGGGAUCACUAUGGUUAACCAUUCUAGAACGGACUUAGCUUCCAAUGAUACGGGCGUGUCGACGAGGAUAUGACAAAAGGCACACUGUUAGCUAUUUAAUUGGUUUCGUGUAUAAAAAAAACGACCAAUCACUACGUAGGCUGGUUACUGGACCUCGAAGACGACUGGCCCUCGGUGAUAACAGAGAAGCGACAUCCGAUUUCAAAGCCGGUCGGUUUUGCCGUUACUCUGCCGCGCGAUUCAUUUGAAGAACAUCAAAAAUGAAACUAGCCUACUUGUGUCACCGACGCUUACAAACCCUGGAAUUUCGAGGAUGAUUGGUCCCGAAUAUGAUCAAAGGAUACCUCUUCAAAAGAAACGUUUUGUUGUUGUUGUACAUUUCAUCUGUAUAUUUCGGAUAAGCGUAUGAUUGACAGUGUUCUGUAUGGGCUACAGUGUAAAUAAAUUCAGCUAUAAUUGGAUCGGUGUUCGUCCCCAAUAUUUGUCGACCUACAUAUCGGCAGAUGUACUAGUACCGUUAAUAUGUAUAUAUAUAUAUUAAUACGUUUCACAUUGGUACGUUGAAUUUAGUUUCCUUAUCUUAACGCUAAAUUUCAAAAUCUUCAUGGAUGAUGUCGAGGACUUUUUAUAUAUGGCUGAAACGAUCAAACUUUCUAAACAUAAACCCUUUCGGAAUGAGUUAAAUGUUUAAGGCAAUGUCGUACAGAUUCUAAAAUCGAAAAAGAUGAUGACUAUUUAAAAUCAGUAUACUUUUUUUUGUCAUAUUAUGAUUAUAUGCAAACUCUCCUAGUAUAUCCCACCUAUUAAUGUAUUUGUAUGAGAAUGUAUAUAAAACAAAUCUUCAUCAGUUCAUUUGUGUUUGCUUUGGUAAAAGCUGUUAUAUUGCGAUAUUGUAAACUAGGUUAAUGCCGUAAUUAUUCUACUCUCCGUUAGACUUCGCUUCGAAAUUACUUAACUAUCAAAGAGCGCAGUAUUGCGGAGUGAAAUAUAAUAAGGUAGGUAAUUCAGUCUAUAUGCUAGUGUGGCCAUAUAAGCUCCGAUAUGGCAUACAUCUCCAGCAAUCGGGAACCGUCGGCACUUUCCGUAAACGAGAAAAUUGUCCUCCUUUACAGAAAGUGCCGACGGAUCCCGAUAGACAUCUCAAGAUGUCGCUAUACCUGUAUAGUCUGUUUCUGUUUCCUGAUCAUUUGUUGGAAGUGGCUCAGGUUUAAGAAUAAAAAAUAUUGCAUUUGAUAUAUUUUUGUGUGUUAUAUAUGACGCAUGUUUUAAAAAUUUACAAUUCUUCAGGAGAAAGUGUUGGGAAGUUGAGGAAACAUUUGCCUAAUCCAUUUAUUUUAUGAUAUGCAAGAAAAUAAUCAAUAUACAUGUAAAUCCAAAAUAAAGGAAGCACACAUUUCAAAUUAAGUUUGUCGACGCAGAAAGCGAAAAAUACAAUAAAAAACAUAUUGCAACAAAUGAACAUUGGGAAGACGGGUGACGCAGAUACAUUAUCGCCUUUCACCAAGGCGGCCGGGGUUCGAUUCCCCGAUGGAACGUAAAAGUGCAUGAGGUCACCUGCCCGACCACGUGGGAUUUCUCCGGAUAUUCCGAUUUCUUCUA